CUCAGUUACUGCCGUGCCGGGGACCUGAGCGGGCGCGAUGCAUGUGAACCGCCGCAGUGAGGUGAUUCUUGGUUGUUUCGUGUGAUAGGAUUUGUUCGGCCGGUGCCAUGUUCGACAAGAUUCGCCGCUUCAUGGGCGGCGGACGCAAGAAGAAGAGCGACGCGCCCUUCAAACGCAGCGACUCGUUCCGCAGGAUCUCCAUCAAGCGGCACUACCUGGAACGCGGACACGCCAAGAACCAGCAGAAUCAGAGCCAGCCGCAGGUGCAGAGCCAGCCGUCGACCAGCAAGGCGCCCCUGCCGCCCGACGACCAGCUGGUCAUCGACUACGGCCAGUGGCUGCUCAAGUCGGACGAGAAGAAGCAGCCGCCCCCGGCCAGCCCGCCGGUCUCCAGGGUGGAGAUCACCCCUCUGGAGGCGUCGCCGCGCGUCACCGCGCACCGCCACCGCAUCCACGUGUCGGCGCGGCCCUCGCCGGCCACCUCCCUCGACUCGGACCUGCCGCUCACCCCCAAGGACGUCAGCCUGGGCCACCUGUGGCUCGACCAGCCGCCCCCGCCGCCCCCCACCAACUCCCGGACGCCCCGCAGCCUCGAGCUGCCGCCGGUGUCCACUCGGCCCGGGGGCUCGGGGCCGGAGCGCCGGGCCCACCGCUCGCUGGAGGGCGGCUUGAAGUGCAGCCGCCGGGAGGAGGUGGUCAUCCCGGCCAGCGGCUCCACCAAGACGGUGUCCUCCGAGUCCAAGGACUCGGGCUUCUCGUUCUCCAUUCCGCGGCUGAAUCCCAGCCGCGGCUUCUUCCGGCGCAAGCCGCCCAAGCCGCGCCUCAGCGUCAGCCGCGACGGCUACUUCAAGCGGACGAGCGAGGCGCGCAAGUCGGCGCAGGAGGCGAAGCGGAGUCGCGGCCGCGCGGCCGGCAAGCGUCUGGCCGCGGCGGCGGCGGCCACGGCCGCGGCCGCCCGCGGCACCCUGGACCUGUACCAGGCGCUGCGGCCGCCGCUCAAGGCCCUCAAGAUGGAGCCCAUGUUCUUCGUGCCGCCGGAGAAGCGCAAGCAGCACGCCAGCAGACGCUUCGCCGCCUGCGAGAUCAGGGACCCUGGCAGCGCGUCCUACGCCGGCAACGAGGCCCGCCGCGACCACCACGACGACGACGAAUCCACCUACGAGAGGGUGCCCGGUGACACGGACGACGAGGAAGAGCAAGGCCGGUGUUACGUGCCGCUCGGGGUGUCGCCGGUGCCGCGCAGGCGGCCGGUGGUGCGCAGGAAGAAGUCGGCCGCCCGCCUCAAGUACGUCGCGCGGCCGCACGUGGCCAGAAGGGCGCCCUCCACGCUGCGCAGGAGGAAGAGUACAAAGAAAAGCGACAUCACACAGAAAGGAUAUGAAAAGAAACGAUCUCGACUUCUGGCGCCAUAUGCACCAAAACAAACACAACCUCCUCCGGCAGCCAGUUCUGGAGGCGGUGGAGGUGGCGGAGGCGGGGGCGGCGGUGGCGGCGGGGGCAGGCCGCACCAGCCUGGCCCGGGACAGCCGCGCGCCCGCCGGACGCAGCGCAGAGUCACGCACAACGAGAAGCGCUACCACUCAGAAGUGCGACAGGAAGCGGUGCAGCAAGCGCUGGCAGCCAUGCAGGGCCGACCAAAGCCGUCGCUGCCGAUGCCGUCGAAGCGCACCUCCGUCAUGGCCAAGUCGCCCGACAGGGACAGAAGAGACUCUGCUGAAUCGAGCUCCGAUGACGACAGCAUGGUGAACGAGGGCGGCGAGGACGUGAGCACCCCCGAGAGGGAGCGGGCGCGCAUCCCGACGGCCCAGCAGCCCCUGAUCGCGCAUUCGGACACGAGCAGCACCGGCUCGGCCAGAGAAACGCCGCCGCAGCAGCGCCUGGCCCGCCCCUCGCACCAGCACCACCAGACGAGGCUGCCCAACGGAUGGGAGGAGCGGCCCGAGCCGCGGGACAAGAGGAGCAAAGAAAUUACCGAUCUCUCUGAAGUCAUGCACAACCUUAGGCCAUAUUCUCAGCCGCCAGACGUGACGCACAACACGGCGCAGCAGUCGCGUCGGGCAACGGCGGCGGCGGACCGCGUCGGCCGCUACCAGCACACGUCGUCGCGGCAGUCGACGCUGUCGGACGACAGCAUGGGCACCGGCACCGGCCGCUGGAAGGUGUCGGCCAAGAUCCAGCAGCUGCUGAACACGCUGAAGCGGCCGAAGCGGCGGCCGCUGCCCGAGUUCUACGAGGACGACGACAUCGAGCUGGAGAUCGCGGCCAACCCCAAGGACCCGAACGCGCCCAAGCCCGAGGGCAGCGCCAUGACGCCGGCCAUGGGCGAGCAGCUGGUCGUGCCGUCCGGCCUCCCGCGAAACCUCGAAGCCGCCAUCCAAAGAUACGGCUCCGGCACCUACAAGGCGCCAGUGGCCACAGUCCUCGACCCCAACGGCAAACUCAGCAUCACACUCACCUAUGGCAAGCUGCUGAGUCGAUCUCAGAAGAUCGCGUACACCCUGCUGAACAAGACGUUCAGCAAGGGUGACACGUCUCUCAAAACGGGUGACAGGAUCGCCCUCGUCUACCCCAACAACGAUCCCAUCAACUUCCUGUGCGCUUUCUACGGAUGCCUGCAAGCCGGCAUCGUGCCCGUGCCAAUAGAGGUGCCUCUCACUCGACGGGAUGCUGGAUCUCAGCAAAUCGGCUUCCUGCUGGGCAGCUGCGGAGUGCAGGUGGCCCUGACGUCUGAGGCGUGCCUCAAGGGCCUGCCCAAGACCGCGGCCGGCGAGGUUGUGGCUUUCAAAGGGUGGCCUAAGCUGCAGUGGUUCGUCACCGAGCACUUGGCCAAAGCACCAAAGGAGUGGCUGCCUCCGCCUAGGUUGACAGACGACACUCCGGCCUACAUUGAGUAUACCACGGACAAAGACGGCUCUGUGAUGGGCGUGACGGUGACGCGGGCCGCGAUGCUGUCGCACUGCCGCACCCUGACGAUGGCGUGCAACUACACCGAGGGCGAGGUGGCCGUGUGCGUGCUCGACUUCAAGCGGGAGGUCGGCCUGUGGCACGCCGUGCUGUCGGCCGUGCUCAACGGCAUGCACGUCGUCUACAUCCCUUACGCCCUGAUGAAGGUCAAUCCGGCCUCGUGGAUGCAGAUGAUCACCAAGUACAGGGCCAGCGUGGCCGUAGUCAAGUCGCGCGACCUCCACUGGGGCCUGCUCGCCACCAAGGACCACAAGGACAUUAGCCUCUCUUCUCUGAGGCUUUUGCUUGUGGCCGACGGGGCGAACCCGUGGUCGUUGUCGUCGUGCGACCAGUUCCUCAGCGUGUUCCAGCCCAAGGGUCUCCGCCCGGACGCCAUCUGUCCGUGCGCCAGCUCGAGCGAGGCGCUGACCGUGUCGGUGCGGCGCCCCGGACGCGCCGGAGUCAACGCCACGGGACGCGGCGUGCUCUCCAUGUCCGGCCUCAGCUACGGCGUCGUCCGCGUCGACCAGGAGAACUCGCUCACCUCCUUGACACUACAAGACUGUGGACAAGUCAUGCCUGGCUGUAUGAUUGUUGUUGUAAAAAUGGAAGGGCCGCCGUACCUGUGCAAGACGGACGAGGUGGGAGAGAUUUGCGUGAGUUCCGGCGCGACCGGCAGCCAGUACUGGGGCCUCUCGGGCCUCACCAACAGCUCCUUCAAGGUGCAGCCCCUUCACUCAGACUCGCGGACGCUGAGCGAUGCCGAAUUCACUCGCAGCGGACUCCUCGGAUUCCUCGGACCCGGCGGUCUUGUCUUUGUCUGCGGAUCAAGGGACGGCCUGAUGACCGUAACCGGAAGGAAGCACAACGCCGACGACUUGAUCGCCACCGUUUUGGCUGUGGAACCUAUGAAAUUCAUUUACAGAGGCAGAAUUGCCGUUUUCAGCAUACGCGUGCUGCGUGACGAAAGAAUUUGUGUCAUUGCCGAGCAGAGGCCCGACUGCAGCGAAGAAGAGAAAUUUUCACAGAGUUUCCAAUGGAUGUCUCGCGUCCUGCAAGCCGUGGACUCGAUCCACCAGGUGGGCAUCUACUGCCUGGCGCUGGUGCCGCCCAACUACCUUCCGAAGACGCCCCUGGGCGGCAUCCACUUGUCCGAGACGAAGAGACGCUUCCUCGAAGGCACCUUGCACCCCGCCAACGUGCUGCUGUGCCCACACACGUGCGUCACCAACCUGCCCAAGCCGCGCGAGAUCCACUCAGCUACGCGUGUCACCGUUCCAGACGUGGGUCCAGCCUCAGUCAUGGUCGGCAACAUUGUCCAGGGCAACAGGCUCGCCUCCGCCCAGGGAAGGGACAUGGGCAUCACCGACGAAGAGUCCGACCUCGCCAGAAAGCAGAACCUGUUUAUCUCCGAAAUCCUGCGGUGGCGCUCGACCACGACGCCGGACCACGUCAUCUUCACGCUGCUCAACUCGAAGGGUGGCGUGGCGACCACCCUGUCGUGCUCGCAGCUGCACAAGAGGGCCGAGCGGGUCGGCGUGCUGCUGCUUGAGAAGGCGAGGAUCAACACCGGAGACCACGUCGCCCUCAUCUACCCUCCGGGCCUCGAUCUCAUCUGUGCGUUCUACGGAUGCCUCUAUGUUGGCGCCGUUCCGGUGACGAUCCGGCCGCCGCACCCGCAGAACCUGCAGACGACGCUGCCGACGGUGCGGAUGAUCGUGGACGUGAGCAAGUCGGUGCUGGUGCUGUCGAACCAGAACGUGAUCAAGCUGCUGAAGAGCAAGGAGGCGAGCAACGUGGUGGACAUCAAGUCGUGGCCGGUGACGCUGGACACGGACGACAUGCCCAAGAAGAAACUGGCGGCGCUGUACCGCGCGCCGACGGCCGAGAUGCUGGCCUACCUCGACUUCAGCGUCUCCACCACCGGCAUGCUGGCCGGCAUCAAAAUGUCGCACGAGGCGGUCACCUCGCUGUGCCGCUCCAUGAAGCUGGCCUGCGAGCUGUACCCGUCGCGCCACAUCGCCCUCUGCCUCGACCCCUACUGCGGCCUCGGCUUCACCCUGUGGUGCCUCAGCUCCAUCUACUCUGGCCACCACUCCAUCCUCAUUCCGCCCUCCGAGGUCGAGCUCAACCCCGCCCUCUGGCUCACAGCCGUCAGCCAGUACAGGGUCAGGGACACCUUCUGCUCCUACGGCGUCAUGGAACUCUGCACCAAGGGACUCGGGUCGUCGGUGAACCAGUUGAAGCAGCGCGGCGUGUCUUUGGCGUGCGUGCGGACGUGCGUGGUGGUGGCCGAGGAGCGGCCCCGCAUUGCACUCAGCUCGUCCUUCUCGAAACUGUUUUCUGCGCUGGGACUGAGUCCCCGCGCCGUCUCCACGUCGUUCGGCUGCCGCGUGAACGUGGCCAUCUGCCUGCAGGGCGCCUCCAGCCCCGAGCCCUCCACGGUCUACGUCGACCUGAGGGCGCUCCGCAACGACAGGGUCUCGCUCGUCGAGAGGGGCAGCCCCCACUCCCUCUGCCUCAUGGAGUCGGGAAAACUCUUGCCGGGAAUGAAGGUGAUCAUCGCAGACCCUGAGACGAAGGGCCAGUGCGGCGACUCUCACCUGGGCGAGAUCUGGGUGCAGUCGCCGCACAACGCGAGCGGCUACUUCACCAUCUACGGCGACGAGUCGGACUACGCGGACCACUUCAGCGCGCGCCUCGUCACCGGCAACACGGGCGAGGUGUACGCCAGGACGGGCUACCUCGGCUUCCUGCGCAGGACCGAGGCCGUGCCCGCCACCGUCGAUCCGCUCGACGACAACGGCGAGCUGCUCCCGGGCCAGGUGCCGCCCCCGGCGGCCCCGCCGGGACUCCAGGUCAACGAGCCGCCAGAGCUGCAUGACGCUGUUUUUGUGGUGGGCGCCCUCGACGAGACCAUCAUGCUGCGUGGAAUGAGGUACCACCCCAUCGACAUCGAAAACAGCGUCCUCAGAUGCCAUAAGAAGAUCGCUGAAUGCGCCGUUUUCACGUGGACGAACCUGUUGGUGGUGGUGGCCGAGUUGGACGGCAACGAGAGCGAGGCGCUGGACCUGGUGCCGCUGGUGACCAACACGGUGCUGGAGGAGCACCACCUGGUGGUGGGCGUGGUGGUGGUUGUCGACCCGGGCGUCGUGCCGAUCAACUCCCGGGGCGAGAAGCAGCGGAUGCACCUGCGGGACGGCUUCCUGGCCGACCAACUGGACCCGAUCUACGUCGCGUACAACAUGUAGAGAGCGCCCCCGCCCCCCAUCCACCCUGCCGGCCCCCUGCUCAAUUUCGUUUGUAAUUAGCAACGUGUCUCAUUUGUGCUGUGUCCUUUUACGUCUCUGUUUUUUAAAUAUUUGUGUAUAUUGGGCCGCCUACAAGCAAGCUUCGAGAGGGAGUGACAGACAAUAAAUAUCUCACACAUUGGUUCAGUGCCAAACCCCCGCUUAUCUUCAGUUUGAGCCCGAGACAUUCCAGUCAUUUUAAGUCAUAGUUUGUGUGCUCAACUCAGCGCCGGCAGCUCUUCUCUCAUUCCGAUUUUCGUGCCCCCUGACCCCUGUCCCGCCCCCCUUUCGCUUCGGACACGAGAAAGAAGAAGAAGUGCAUGUUUUUUUUUCGAGAGAGAUCGACCAGCGAGCGUCUCCGCAGUCAUUAUUUAACGUGUAGAUAAACUACUAUGUAAUAAUUUAGUUGCGCUGACUCUUUUUAUUACGACUAUAAUGCAUAUGUAAUUAUAAUUAUAUAAUACAUAUAAAUAUAUAUAUUAUCAUUUGUGAUUGAGAGUUUUUAUCGCGAUAACAAGCAGCAGCA
Cloeon dipterum is the source of this 6759-nucleotide messenger RNA. It is a transcript of the gene DIP2, whose product is annotated as disco-interacting protein 2. The coding region runs from base 108 to 6194 and encodes 2028 amino acids. The record is from RefSeq and is a predicted model, not a curated record. NCBI's taxonomy places the organism in Eukaryota, Metazoa, Arthropoda, Insecta, Ephemeroptera, Baetidae. The transcript is spliced from 21 exons.